UUGAAGUUUGCCCUCAGGCAAAAUGCGCCGAAAGAGUACGCGCCAAUGUUUCGUAAAAUUGUAAUAUUACCGUUCCUCGACGUUUGUCAACGAGUACUCGUGCAGUACGCGAAGACACAUUGGGACUUCCGUGUUUUCAGGCCUCAUUCGAAAAAACGCCGCCGUCGCUUGUUUUGCCGUUUCGACGUUGCUGCGCAGGAAAUGUAACGAUUUCCCAGUGUUCAACUAAUUGAAAUACGUACAAUAUAAAGUGUAUACAACGUCGAGAGUGAUGCACUAUGGGUAAACCACCCGAGGGUGGAGGCUUACGGCCGUUCAUCAUUAUCGGUAUCCUGGUACUACUUUAUGAUUCACAUGCACAGGAAUAUGGAUGUCCACCACAGGAAAAAAUUUUGCCAUGCAGGUGUUCAACGCGUGAUAUGGAAUUCCAAAUAUGGUGUAGUCACAGCGAAUUGCCGCGCGUCCUGGAGGGUCUGAAGGCAGUGAGUCGUUACGUGAGCCAUCCUAUCGACGAGCUUAUCCUGGAAAACAAUAACUUGCCGAGUCUACCUGGUCACGUGUUCGCAAGCUUGCGCGUGCUGCGACUCAUGUUACGCAACAAUCGAUUGGAACGUGUCUCGUCGGGUUGGCUCGACGGUCUUCACGAUUCACUACUCGAGCUGUUCCUCGUCGAGCCUGAUCUACGUUCCCUUCCAGCUGAUAGUUUGGAAAACCUUCAGGGCUUAGAAGCUGUCACCCUCCAGAGCAAGCUUAUCAAACGCUUGCCUAGCUUUACCGGACUCUCAAAGCUGCGAUACCUGCAAAUAAACUCACCAGGACUGAUCGAAUUGACUCCCCGUAAUUUUCGCGACCUGCCCUUCUUGGAGCAGCUCCACGUAUUUGGCAGUCCAAAGCUCACGCGCUUCGAGGCUGGUUUAUUACGCGAUCUGCCACGGCUUCAGCUGGUUAACGUUAGCGAUUGCGGCCUCCAGUGGAUUCAUCCGCGGGCCUUCAUUAACCUGCCGGAGCUCAAGGAGUUGGCCCUGCCAGGCAAUUUGAUUCAAGAAGCGACGAUGGUUGGUCGAGCCAUCGUUGAUAUACCGAGCCUUUCGGUUCUUCAGCUCGAUAGGAAUAAGAUUGUUCGACUGGCCGAGGGCUCCUUCGCCGAUCUACCCACGCUCUCCAGGAUAUCCCUCAGCUUCAAUAGAAUAACAGAGAUCUUUCCAGGGGCUUUCGAGCGUGUACCGUUGCUCCGCGUCUUGAAUCUCAACCACAACCGCAUCCACCGUAUCCAUCCGGAGUUUUUUGUGCAGCAUGGACGCGAGGUUAGUGGUGUCGAGGAGAUGUGGCUGAUGGACAAUGAUAUCGGUCACGUGUCCGAGAUUCGUUCCGUCCUCGACGCAACGCCACGACUAAAACUUCUUGAAGCGAGCUUCAACCAAAUCGAGGAUAUAGGAUACGGAGCACUAAGGGGACACCCAAGUCUCGAACGGCUUCAUCUCGAUUAUAAUAGGCUGAGCUUUUUGCAAAGAGAUGUUUUUGCGGAUAUGCCAGCACUUAGAGAACUUAGACUUAGAAAUAAUUCCCUCGUCAAUUCUCCGGAUGCGCCCUUCUGGGAUUUACCAGCCCUCAAGGGGUUAGAUUUGUCAGGUAAUUUCUUCCGUCACGUCGAGGCGCGUUUAUUGGCGAAUUUGCCAAACCUUAGACGUCUUGAUUUAAGUGAAAAUACUAUUGCCUUGGUAGAGCCGGACGCUUUUCUUAAUUUGCCAGCUUUAGAGCACAUAAAUAUGUCAGGAAAUGCUCUUUCCGUCCUUCACCCGAUGACGUUCCGGCAUCUGACGAAUUUAUACGAACUUGAUGUCGGAUGGAAUCGGUUGCUUGAAAUAAUACCAGGCUUACCCCGUAACAUGGAGCAUCUGUACUUACCGAUGAAUCGAAUUGUUGCGUUGCCAUCAAAUCUGGAUUCGCAAUCGUUAACGUUACCGCUUUUGCGUUCGCUCGACCUCAGCGCAAACGGCAUCGAGCGAUUGGUUCCAAGUGCUCUUGGUGCUUUACCAAGUUUGCGUAAACUCAAUCUUGGCUUCAACGCUCUUACAAUUCUCGAGGAUGGCAGUUUCGAAGGUUUAAUGCGGCUCGAGUUGCUCGACCUCAAGUACAACAGGAUUGACGAGCUGCACGCUAGAUGUUUCAGACCAUUGAGGAAUCUACUUGACCUAAACUUACGCGGUAAUAGAAUCGAACUUAUAAAGCCCGAUGUUUUUCAAGAUAAUGUUCGACUCCAAAGGCUUGAUAUUAGCAGAAACAAUCUUGCUCAGAUUCCUCAUAAGACAUUUGCCUUUACGAGGGAAUUACGAGAACUCUACGCAUCGCAUAAUGCUUUACCAGAGCUCCCGAGCUCGCUUCAUGGCCUCGAAGCUCUGCAGAUCCUGGACCUGAGCUUCAAUAAACUUACGGCUCUUGCGCCCGAAACGUUGAGCAGCCUCACGAGUCUCCUUGAGCUUAAACUCGUGCGCAACAGGAUUCGGGAGCUACGCGAGGGCGCUUUCGACAGGCUACCCCGACUCGCUCUUAUUGACUUGGAGAAUAAUGAUUUGGUGCUCAUCGAGCGCAAUGCCAUCAGAGCACUGCCAGAACUGCAGGCACUUAGGCUUGGCAAAAAUAGAAUUCAGAUGAUUCCCAGCGGAGCAUUUUCAGAAUUGCCGAUGCUUCAAAGUGCCGAGCUUCAAGAGAAUCGUGUGCAAGAAAUUGCUAACAACGCUUUCAUCAAUAUUCCGCAUCUGCUUUUGCUUAAUCUCAGUCACAAUCUACUAUCGAGCCUUGAGCACAUGGGGUUAGAAAGUUUACACUCGCUUGAAGUACUCGAUCUCAGUGACAAUCGCAUCACACGUGUGUCCAGUGAAAGUUUAGCCACGAUGGAGUGGCUCGUUGAGCUAAAAAUGGACAACAAUCGAAUCUGCAUAAUCCAAGGCUCACCAUUCGACGAAAUGCCAAGGUUGCGUGUCCUUAGCCUCAGAAGUAACAAGAUGGCUUCUGUCGCUGAAAACACCUUCAAACGGCUUAGGUCCAACAUUGCUGUUCUUGACAUCGAUGGCAACCCAUUAUCUUGCUCCUGUGGAAUGCUAUGGCUACGAGGCUGGUUACAACAGGCGUCGUCCGAGGGUCCGCGUUGCGCCGACGGCUCGCUUUUCCGGGAAAUUCGACUGUCGAAACAGGACUGCCAGCGGGAGCGACAGCUCGAGCCGCUCUACCCAGGCUGCGAGUCCGAAGGGUUGAGCGCGACCUCGACCUCAAUUUCACCGCACUACUCGCUGCCGUCUUGGAUGGAUAUGAAAAAGCCGUCACGGUUACCUGCUCAGGAUUCCGAUUACUCUUACAAUGACUACGACGAUUACCCACAGGAGGGUAACUCGACCGACAUCUCUAAUGCCCUCGGCGGUAAUGUAGCGUCGUCGUCACCCUCGCCGUCCUCGGUGAUGACAGUCGGCCCUCAAGCAACCGGCCAUAAUGUUCAAGUCGCGAGGCCAACAAGUCCCUCCAAAAGCCUGGGAGUGAAGAAUGUUACCGCUGCGGGUAACCGCAAGCCCACAAUACCGCCCUCGCCCAGUAGCUCUGGGUUUACUUUUUUCGGGGUACCGUUACCGAAUCUCAAUUUUAACCUUUGGGGUAAUGCAGCUAAAAAGGCUAAUAGAAAGGAGGAUAGUAAUGAUGCUUCUUACUCGAAUUCUUCGAAAUUAUCGGUAUCCUCGAGACCAGGUCGUAGUCGUUAUAGGAAUUUCCUACCCACCGAGCCAGAGAUCCAUCGGGGAGGUUUCGUGCCUUUACCACGUGGUCAAGGUGGUUUCAUCCCAAUCGUAGAUCCUCGAUUGGAACAACGUCCAUUUAAUGUAAACAACUCUGAUACUUCGAUCAUUUCAAAGAACUCGAGUAAAGAAAACGAGAACGGUAGUCAGAUGUUACAUGAGCGUAAACAUAUCAAGACUUCGAACUACAAUCUAGGCAAAAUAGAAAGAACAAAUGGACCGGUGACGAGCGGCCAUAAUCAUUCGCUAAAUUUAGGGAAUGCGAAAUCUCGUCAACCUGAUCGUAAUCGUGAAAAGUUUACGGGAGCUGUUUCUAUUCGAAGAGAGCCAAAUAGUGGUUCGACCAUAACCCAAGAUUCAAGCGUUGAAGCCCAUGAAACUCUCGUCUCAACAGAAAUAUAUGUCAAUGAAAGUAUCGAAGGCAUUCCAGAAGACGAAGAAAACAAAGAUGACAGGACGGUGAGUAGGAUCGUCUGGGAGUCGGAUAAGACAAGAAAUGUUAGUACGACGAUAAAAGAGGUACCAAUAGUUAAUGUCGACAAACUCCAUUCUAACAUAAAUAACACCAGCAAUGACAGAAUUAGUAAUAAUCGAUUAAAAGCAACAACAAUGCCAACAACAAUGAUCACAACGACGCAAGUUAUUAUUAAGAUAUUUUUAAUUUUUAACACAUUUUGGAUUGCCUUUUUAGAAAAUAUACAAAUUAUGCAAGAAACUUCAAUUAAACAAGCUGAUACAUCAACACCAAAUACUUUGAUAGCACAAACAUUGGACGCUUUGAAUUUGACACCUCAGGUUACAAGGAGUAUGGAAGCAUCUGCUUUAUCAGCUCUAUUAGUUCCUGGUGGACAGUUACCACCAGUUACCGUAUCAGGAACUAAUAUUCGACAAUUCGGUAGAUCUACCAUUACUAAAAUUCCUUCACCAUAUUUUGAACCAAACAAUGAUAAUAAUGUUCAAGAAAAAUUAAUCGAAAACAGAGAAAAUUUACUUUCCAAAGAAGACAAUCACCUGAGCGGAUCUUCGGUUGAUGAAACUGUUAAGCUCCUCGAGAACGAUAAUUUUAACUGGUACUUCCAACAUUAUAAUGACUCUAACUUGGAACCUUAUGUUGGUAUUAUUUACGGAGGUAAUUUGGCAUCUUCAGUAAAAGUCGAUCAUUUAUCAAUGUUUGUAUAUGCAUAUUAUUUAAUUCGAUACUUACUCUGAGAAUUCAUUAAUUUAAUUAUGAA
This is a messenger RNA of Ceratosolen solmsi marchali, 5011 nucleotides long. RefSeq names its product artichoke (gene atk). The transcript has 15 exons. The coding region runs from base 279 to 4988 and encodes 1569 amino acids. Gene Ontology annotation, molecular function: protein binding. Lineage: Eukaryota; Metazoa; Arthropoda; Insecta; Hymenoptera; Agaonidae. The record is from RefSeq and is a predicted model, not a curated record.